AUGAAGACUGUGACUCAGUUUUCAAAGUGCUAUGAGAUGUUGGUAAAGGAAUUUAUUGUUAAUUUGUAUGAAGAAUGUGUUGAUGGCAAGUCUAAGGAAUUCAGGAAAGUGUAUGUGAGAGGCAAGUGUGUAAAUUUCUCUCCUUCAGUGAUCAACAAGUAUUUGGAAAGGCCUGAUGAAGCUCAACCUGAGAUUGAGGUGACUGACAACAAAAUCUGUCAAGUCAUCACUGCUAAUCAGGUAAGGAAGUGGCCUCUCAAAGGAAAAUUGGUGGCAAGUAAACUGAGUGUCAAGUAUGCAAUGCUGCACAAGAUUGGAGCUUCUAACUGGGUGCCCACCAAUCAUAAAUCUACAGUUACUGUAAUGCUUGGAAAGUUUAUAUAUGUUGUUGGAACCAAAACCAAAUUUGACUAUGGCUCCUAUAUUUUUUAUCAAACUUUGAAGCAUGCAGGAAGCUUCAGUGUGAAGGGUCCUAUAGCCUUUCCUUCUCUCAUCUGUGGUAUUGUUUUGAAUCAGUUUCCAAACAUCUUAACUGAGAAUGAUUCUGUGAAGAAAAGAGACAGCCCUAUGUCUUUCAAUCAUAAGUUGUUCCUAGGUACCCAUGUCCCUGACAUUGUCAUGGCAUCAGGUGAGCCAUCACGUGUAAGCAAUCAGCCAGGUAAAGUUGUUGUCAUUGCAAUGCUCAAAGAAACCUGCAGGGAAUUAGAGGCAAGGAAGCUGAACUUGGAAAAAUUGAUUAGCUCUUUGGAGAUGACUGAAGGUGAUGUGCUAGCCGAUGGUGGAGAAUUUGGUGAAGCUGUUGCUGUUGCAGAAGAAGCUGAAAGACAAGGUGAAGAGGGAGAAGCAGAUGCCAGUCCUGAUGAUGGCACAUAA
This is a messenger RNA of Lathyrus oleraceus (garden pea), 873 nucleotides long. RefSeq lists its product as uncharacterized. Lineage: Eukaryota; Viridiplantae; Streptophyta; Magnoliopsida; Fabales; Fabaceae. Bases 1 to 873 code for a protein of 290 amino acids. The record is from RefSeq and is a predicted model, not a curated record. The transcript has a single exon.